AGCAAGCAACGCUUCAUACCUUGGUCAUCUAAGACGCCCCAGGACCUCCCCAAGGCGGAGCCUAAUGGAAUCAGACCAGGUCUCCCUAGCUCAGAAAUGCCCAACUCCCCAGUAUUUUGUGGAUAAAUCAAGUAGCCUGUGCUGUAGGAGCUGCCCAGCAGGGCAUUUCCUGAAAGCCCCCUGCACAGAAUCCCAGGGCUCUUCCUUCUGUCAACCCUGUCAUGAGGACACCUUCCUGUCUAGGGAGGAUCAUAAUGAGAAACGGUGCUCCCGAUGUCAAGCCUGUGAUGAGAAUGGUCCUGCCAAUCAGGUUGUUGUCCGGAACUGCUCUACUGUAGCUAACACCCAGUGUGGCUGUGCACCUGGCUGGUUCCGAGAAUGCUCUGUGAGCCUAUGCCGGGCUGAUUCACCUUUUGUCUGCAUUCGAUGCCUGGAUUGUGAAGCCCUGCAUCGACAAACGAAGUCCCCUUGUUCACGAAAAGACACUGAUUGCGGAAGGUGUUUGCCAGGCUUCUGUCAGGACCAGAACAGUUGUGCACCCUGCGCCACUCCUGAGAACAUAAAGACGAGACUCCCCACCUCGAUCAGCCCAACUUCUGCUGGUGGGUCUUGGCUUCAGUACUUCUUGUUGGCAUCAAUGGUGUUAAUGAUUCUGCUCCUGCUGGGAUGGGGCCUGUUCUACAGUUACCAGAAAUGCUUUGUACCAAUGCCCCGGGCUCAUUAUCAAACUGAGAUGGAGGCCUUGAAACGCCAGUGGGUAAUCAGCCCCUCGCCUGUAGGCAGAGCAUCCUUGCCCCUGAAUAGCUACAGUGAAAAGAUAUGUGCCCUGCAGCUCGUGGGCAACUGUAGUCCUAGCAGCCCUACCCUGGUUCGGGAGGUCCAGAGCCCAGAAGAUGCCUGGCCGAUGCUAUGGAGCCAACCGCCCAGCAGAGGGAGUGGUGAGCAAGACGGCUUAAACGCCCGGGCCCCUUCCUCUCUUAGACGCCGGGAUGGGGAACAGGGCAGCGAUGGUCUUCGAGCCUCUCCACUUUGAUCCUCGGGCAUUUCCGCCGCGCCCCCUCGCCCCUCGGGCCCACCACUUUCGAAUCCUCCCCCGUGGCCCCACUGCCGACCGUUGCUUCUAGGCCCUGGGGCGGGCACUCUCCAGCCGGGCCCACAGCUGUACGAAGUGAUGGACGCAGUGCCGGCGCGGCGCUGGAAGGAGUUCGUGCGAACGCUGGGCCUUCGGGAGGCGGAGAUCGAGGCAGUGGAGGCGGAGAUUGGCCGCUUUCGCGACCAGCAAUAUGAGAUGCUCAAACGCUGGCGCCAGCAGCAGCCCGCUGGGCUGGACGCGGUCUACGCGGCCCUGGAGCGCAUGGGGCUGGAAGGCUGCGCCGAGGACCUGCGCAGCCGGCUGCAGCGGGGCCCGUGACAGUGCCCGAGAUGGAGGGGAGACUGACGCCAGCUUGGCGUCGUAACUUUCUCCGUCCUUCCCUCCCUCCCUCCAGUUGGUCUGGGGCUGGGGAAGGAAGAGAGGGUGGCCCAGACCCCCCAGGUGGCGGCCACCCGAAAACGAAGCCCUAAGUAUGGUUACUUAAGUUUGUAGACAUGUUAUGUCAGUUACAGCGUCCCUCCCAGAGCCCGAGUGCUGGCUGGCACGCGUAGCUGUGCUGGGGCCGAGGGCGCCAACCUCUCAUCGCUUGGAGGCUGGCCUCGUUCUUCUAGUUCAAUAUUAAAACUCCUGUAGCAAAC
Monodelphis domestica (gray short-tailed opossum) is the source of this 1731-nucleotide messenger RNA. The record is from RefSeq and is a predicted model, not a curated record. Lineage: Eukaryota; Metazoa; Chordata; Mammalia; Didelphimorphia; Didelphidae.